GUUUACUCAUAGGGAAAUCCACCAAUCACAACAUGCGCAAGUGACCUUCAUGUGCUCAGCCUCUCUGUAAGCCGUUUGUGACGAUAUCGUCUGUCGUCUUCGGAGAUUCUCGUGGUUGCGUUUCUCAAAGAAGUUUCAGACAGCUAUACAGUAGGACACAAGAGUCGUUUUCACCUCAAACAGUACUUCUAUUCUGUAAAGAAGUCAUUUUGAGCGUUUUCAGAUGCAGUAUGACUAUCUCAACUCACCACCAAGAAAAAGGAAACUCAAAAUCGCUAUGGUAUCAGAUUUCUUCCAUCCAAAUGUUGGUGGUGUUGAAAGUCAUAUCUACGCCUUGUCUCAGUGUUUAAUUCGCCGUGGUCAUCGAGUUGUUGUUAUUACACACAGUUAUGGUUCAAAAAGUGAACAACGUCAAGGCGUAAGGUAUUUAGCUCGUGGACUUAAAGUAGGUUUGUGUUUCUUAUUUACAUCAACUAACUGUUUCACAGGUUUAUUAUGUUCCAAUGCAACCGUUUUAUAAACAAUCAAUUUUCAUUACAGGUCUGGGCACAUUACCUAUAAUUCGAGAAAUAGUGUUGCGUGAACAAAUCGAUAUUGUACAUGGACAUUCGAUAUUUUCAUCUUUUGCAUGUGAAGCUGUUAUUCAUGCUCAAAGUCUUGGCUGUCGAACUGUAUACACAGAGCACUCUCUCUUUGGCUUCUCAGAUCUUUCAGCAAUUAUUAUGAAUAAAGUAAUGGAAGGUGUAUUCACAGCUGUCGAUCAAGUCAUCUGUGUUUCUCAUACUGCUAAAGAGAAUGUGGUUUUACGAGCUAAAUAUGAUCCUGAUCGGGUAUUUGUAAUUCCAAAUGCACUGGAUGCUUCAGCGUUUAUUCCUGAUCCAUCUUGUCGUGAUCUGAAUUAUAUUACAAUUGUCGUUGUAUCUCGUUUGGUUUAUCGUAAAGGACUUGAUCUACUGAUCGCGAUCAUUCCAUCAUUGUGUUCAUUAUUUCCAGAAUUAAGAUUUAUCAUAGGUGGUGAUGGACCUAAACGUCUUGAACUGGAAGAUAUACGUGAGCAUUAUCAAUUACAUUCACGUGUUAAAUUAUUAGGAAGUUUACAACCACAUGAAGUUCGAUCUGUGUUAAUCCAAGGAGAUAUUUUUCUGAAUACAUCACUCACAGAAGCAUUUUGUAUAGCAAUUAUUGAAGCAGUUUCUUGUGGUCUUAUGGUUAUCAGUACGGCAGUAGGUGGACUCCCUGAAGUUUUACCAGAACACUUCAUUCGACUUGCUCCAGCGAAAGCUUCUGAGCUAGCCUCCGUUGUCGCGGAUUCAAUCAUUCAAGUUCGUCAACUACGCAAAAAUUCAAAGUUAACAAAUGAUAUGAAUGAGUCUUGUGAUCACUUAACCUCAGAUAAGUCAGAAGUAUGUAGACCUCCCAAUCCUUUAUGUCGAUUUUCACUAGCAACAAAUGCGCUGAAAUAUAUCGAUGGUACUGAAUACCAGUGUAAUUCAAUUACUGAUCAUUGUUGGCAUAUGCACAAAUGGAUACGUGGUACAUAUUCAUGGCCUAAAGUUGCUAAACGUACAGAAAAAGUCUAUUCUGCUGCUAUGUCCAGACCAACUGUAUCAUUACGGAAGAGAAUAACCAGGUUAUAUCAACUUGGACCAUUCACAGGGAAACUGACUUUUUUCAUAGCCCUAUUACAUUGGCUUUUUCUUCAGUUUUUGUGUUGGAUUCGACCUGAACAGAUGAUUGAUAUUCUUCCUUCGAUUGACACACCUAUUGAAGACUUCAGUGACAAUGAUCAAGAUGAUUCGUCAAUCCACAAGAGCGAUACUGUUUAUUAG
Trichobilharzia szidati is the source of this 1829-nucleotide messenger RNA. NCBI's taxonomy places the organism in Eukaryota, Metazoa, Platyhelminthes, Trematoda, Strigeidida, Schistosomatidae. The record is from the annotation of a GenBank genome assembly.